AUGUCUCUUAGCACCACAUCAUUAAUGUUCGCUGUAAUGGAUUCUCUAAGGAAAUGGCUUUAUAAGCCCAGGAGAGAUGACACUUCCCUGCUUGCUCAGUUCUUUUUUGCGGAUGAAGCUCUUAAUCGAGUAGCUGCAGAACUCGACAGCUUCGAUGGGAGGAAAGAUCCACGUCGGUGUACGACCCUUGUCAACAAUCUGAGGCAGUGUCAAGAUACGGUUUUGAACAUCUGUAACCGUAUCAUGGACGAGAUGAUUCCAAAUGAACGAGCUAGCAGAGACUUCAGAGUCAAGUUUCCCGAUGAUGUUAUGCAGGACAAUCUUGCCGGGCAGCUUUGGUUUGGUGCUGAGUGCUUGGCUGCUGGAUCUAGCAUCAUGAACCGCGAGGUCGAGAGCGGUGCGAUGAGACCCUUAGCCAAGCAGCUGACCAAGUCACUCGAGACGGUGCGCUGCCUCCUCAGGGAAGCUGCGUUACACUCGGGGCACUCUCACGAGAUCCAAACCGAGAGGCUAACUCAAUCCCUUAAGCUGUUUGACAGGCUACUGGCGGAAUUCGAGUUGGCCUAUGUCAGCGCAAUGGUUCCCGUGAAGACUGUUCAAGAAUACGAACUCCAGCAGUGUGUCGUUGUUCUCUUCUCUGAGACACUUCAAAGGGCUUUGAAGAUGGGCCUGCUGAGCCAGGAAAUGGUCGAUCAGUACGAUCCCGCCCUGAUGUUCACCAUUCCUCGGCUGGCGAUAGUUAGUGGUCUGUUUAUGUUCCCUCAUGGGCCUCUGUCCCUCACCUCACCCUCAGAGAUGUCCGAAAUGUUCAGGCCAUUUUGGACCCUACUUGUAAGAAUAAGAGAACUACUCUGGACGUUGACAGAAGAUGAGUUGUUGACGUUAGAAAAAAUGUUAUGUUCCUCCGAAGAUCCAAGUCUUCCUCCUCAAUCCCAUCACCUUUGUCCUGAUACCAGCCAAGCUGAAGUCGAUGAAGAUAGAAAAUUUUGGACGGAAAACGUAACAGGUGAAGAGAGUAAAGAGAGCGGCGCAGGAGACAUCCCAACCCCAGAUGGAAACAAAGCUAGUCAGAUACUUCUUACCAACCAUCCUGAGGGUCACCAGAGUCCUGAGGAUUCUGGCUUCGUACAGAGCAACAGUGACGGGAGUCUAUCUGAUGGAGAGAAACCAUCGACAUCGAAUUGGAAACUAGAAGUGAUACCAUGCCAGUGUUCGUACACGCCCGACUGCGAAUGCCCGACCGACGUCAGGUGGGGAAAGGAGCCCUGGGGUCAGGUGAACAGGGUGCGGACGUACGAGGAGAACUGGGCGGAUCUCAGCCAUCAGUCUUCACGUCCCCAUGACAUCACUGGCAAGCACAUAGAAGCUGAAGGUGUCGCAAGCAGCUUUUCGUCAACAUGUUCGACAGCGAGUUUAUUAUCUAAUUGCAGCGCUAGCAGCGACACUUCAUCGUAUAACUCCGAAUGUCAAGAUGAGGUAGAAGUCGCUUUGGCUGUGAUCGCCGCUGAAUUAAGAAUAAGCCAAGAAGCACGUGCUAAAUUUAGAUCCAGUGCUGACUUAGUUCAUAGGCUUUUUGUAUGCAUCGCCGGUGUCGCGGACCAGCUCCAGACAAAUUUUGCUGGAGAUCUUCGUAAUAUCCUCAAAGCAGUAUUUCUCAUACAUUCCUCUGAUAAGUCUGACUAUCAGACUACCGACGACCCUGAAAAUGAAUGCUGCGAGAGAGGUGAAGAUGCCGUGGAGUGGGGUGAAAGAGAAACAGAAACCCCGCCGUCGUGGGUCCCGGACCAAGAAGCUCCAGCUUGCAUGGCUUGCUUUGCUCAGUUCACGGUCGUCAGGAGAAGACAUCACUGUAGGAAUUGUGGGAAAAUAUUUUGCGCUCGCUGUAGUUCCAACUCUGUACCACUUCCUCGCUAUGGUCACUUGAAACCCGUCCGCGUUUGUAAUAGGUGCUUCAUAUAUCAAGUUACACCUUUCACUUUAGAAGAUAAUAUACCGACCGCAAAUUGA
Nezara viridula (southern green stink bug) is the source of this 2007-nucleotide messenger RNA. Lineage: Eukaryota; Metazoa; Arthropoda; Insecta; Hemiptera; Pentatomidae. The record is from the annotation of a GenBank genome assembly.